AUGCCACCUCCUCGUACAGCAGCUACAGAAGAAGAAGAGAAGCAGAAGAAGCAGAAGAAGCAGAAGAAGCAGAAGAAGCAGAAGAAGCAGAAGAAGCAGAAGAAGCAGAAGAAGCAGAAGAAGCAGAAGAAGCAGAAGAAGCAGAAGAAGCAGAAGAAGCAGAAGAAGCAGAAGAAGCAGAAGAAGCAGAAGAAGCAGAAGAAGCAGAAGAAGCAGAAGAAGCAGAAGAAGCAGAAGAAGCAGAAGAAGCAGAAGAAGCAGAAGAAGCAGAAGAAGCAGAAGAAGCAGAAGAAGCAGCAGAAGCAGCAGAAGGGAAAGAUGCUAGCAAUGCAAACAGCAAGGAAAGAAAUAAGACAAGUCAAAAGAACAGAAAAGAGCAGGUCGACCAAGCUGACAAGAGGGAUGCAUCUGGUUGCCCUGAUGCAUCCUCUGUCGCAACUCUCCCUGCAGCUGGGCUACGAGGGAGGGGAGUUGACGAAGGAAAGAAGAGGAGGGAGACGGGGGAGAGAGGGAAGGAAUUUAUAG
Messenger RNA from Aspergillus melleus, 525 nucleotides. RefSeq lists its product as uncharacterized. The record is from RefSeq and is a predicted model, not a curated record. The coding region runs from base 1 to 525 and encodes 174 amino acids. The transcript is spliced from 2 exons. NCBI's taxonomy places the organism in Eukaryota, Fungi, Ascomycota, Eurotiomycetes, Eurotiales, Aspergillaceae.